GAAAAAUUGUCAAUCAUUAUGUGACACCAUGGCCGAUGGUCUUCGAGCCGCUGCACAUCCCAACUUCCUUACUCUGGACGCAUUCUUGGCCGGGUGCAACAAAUCCUGGGGCGCCCGUGAUUUGCACGCGGUGCAGAGGAAACUGGAGCAGAUUGGUGUGUCAGGCGUUCCUGACUUGCUGCGCUAUGAGCGCUCAGGUGUUCUGAACGAUCUAUUGGCUGCAGCUGGUCAAAAAACAUUUUAUCCUGCAACUUUAGCAGCGUUCCGUGCGGCCGAGCCUCGCACAGGAUUUCCAACAUCUUCAACACAACUGCCGAAGACUCCAGAAGGAGUGGAUGGAUAUGGAGACGACAGCAGUGACGUUGACGAGCUGGAGGAACUUCUGAACGAUUUCUUUUGCAGGGCAUCUGCGAUGUCUUCGAGGCCUUCUGAGACCCGAGAACGGGUUGGCUUCGAUGAGGCUACACUGCGCAGGCAGGUGAAUCGGGGUUUGGCUUACAUCGAUGAAGCAGCGAAAGAGGUGCACACGCGAAACGCAAAUCUCUCCCGGUGCCUGGAAGAAGUUCAAGCUGACAUUUCACGCAUCUCCGAGCGCAUGCAGGCUGCCCGACGAGAGCGCCAGCGCGGCCGUGCAGCCACCAGCGCGGUGGCAUCCCGGAUGUUCGCAGAAAGGCCUCAGACCUUUGCAGCCCCUAGCAAUGUCAGCAGGAAAUACGUCGAUGAGACCCCGAGGCGCCCCAAAGUGGCCACCAAAGCAGCCAAAGCCCCUGAGAAACAGAGCAGCCGAGGCUUUACGCCACCGUGCCCGCGAGCCGCAAAGGAAGGCUUUUCCUUCGGAGGUUGGCACAGUUUGCGGCCACAGCCACUCGUUGACCCUCAGCAGUCUUUGCAGGAGUCUGUCCGUGCACAGUUGGCUUCCUUAAAGUAUGAGAGCAAAGCCAACCAGAAAGCAGCCGUCAAAAGGCUACUUGUCAAAUGGCAUCCUGAUCGAAAUCUUGAACGCGCUGAAACGGCCACUUCGAUUUUUCAGUUCAUCCAGCAGGAGAAGGACAAGAUGUUCGGACCGCUUUGAGCCAGGCUUGUAGCUCUAAAUUUGGUCAGCCGCCCAUGGCUGGAUGUCAGGCGGUUAUGUGCCUUCAUGGCCCCAUCGCAUUAGUGACAGGGAUGCCUCAUAGUUUCACACUUCCCGAGUUUUAUUUAAUUCACUCACUGCAGAGGCCCCUUCUGGCACCCUGCGGGAGCCCUAAGCAAGAUACAGAUGGACAAAGCACACAAAGUGUGCUUCGAGCCAAUCUGCUUGCCAUCAAAACAGGAGUCAAGCCACACUGUGUUGACUGUGUGUCUCUUUGACAAGUUUGCGAUCAGCAAUGGGCAUCCAUCGCCCUCGCAACAUGUCAAUAUGCACGAGCAGCAAGAGUGAUCUUUGCUCUCUGCAUUUGGUUCCCGGAAGUAUUU
Molecule: messenger RNA, 1455 nt
Organism: Durusdinium trenchii
Lineage: Eukaryota; Dinophyceae; Suessiales; Symbiodiniaceae
Source: the annotation of a GenBank genome assembly